Messenger RNA from Daktulosphaira vitifoliae (grape phylloxera), 2314 nucleotides. It is a transcript of the gene Invadolysin, whose product is annotated as leishmanolysin-like peptidase. Bases 193 to 2199 code for a protein of 668 amino acids. The transcript has 11 exons. Gene Ontology annotation, cellular component: membrane; cytoplasm. Gene Ontology annotation, molecular function: metalloendopeptidase activity. Lineage: Eukaryota; Metazoa; Arthropoda; Insecta; Hemiptera; Phylloxeridae. The record is from RefSeq and is a predicted model, not a curated record. Gene Ontology annotation, biological process: proteolysis; cell adhesion.
GAGUUUAGUAUCUUAUCAGGUGUCAUUCGUGUAUGACUGUCGUUUGCAUUGAUAUUUCAGACAAACUGUUCCAACAUGCGAUAGAGUUUUAUUUUAUAUAUUUUUAAUGCUUGACUAAAUUAAUUUAACUAUUACGUUAUAUAUAAAUGUGUUUUGUUUUCGUGUAUCAGUAAUCUAAUUUAAAAUUUAAUUAUGCCUGUUAAAGUAAAAUGGAAAAUCGAAUUCAUUGUUGUAUUACUGAUGUCUAUCUAUUCAGCUACUGGUAUGUUUAUUCAAAGACAUUGCAGUCAUUUACAUCCAAAACCCGAAGAGGUGAUCCACGGAGUGCACAUUGAACCAGUGCACAUAAUGAGAAAGAGAAGUGUUGAUCAGCCGCUUCGUAUUCUUCUCUACUACGACGAGAGCGUAUACAGGCUUACAGAAGAAAAGUUUCAAUUGAUAAACAAUACUAUUUUACCGGAAGCCGUGAGGUUUUGGGAGCAGGCGCUAAUGGUCCGAAAAACCGAAAAUGUUAUUCGACUGAACAGGAAAUGUUUAAACAAUCAAGUGUUUUACCGCAAAGGCGAUCCGCAUCCCUAUUGUAAAAACGCGUGCGAAGACAGAACGAUGUGCGGUGAAGUUCAAGUGCCCGAGGAACACUUGGAGGCCUGUAAAACUUGCAAUGCUUCCGGCAUGGAUUGUGGCACCGGGACGUCUCAAUCAGGAGCGGGCAUCGAAGGGGCUGAUUUCGUAUUCUAUGUCAGUGCGAUGGAAACCGAAAGAUGUCACAAAGGUCUGACGGUCGCCUACGCCGCUCAUUGUCAACAGGAAUCGUCACUGGAUCGACCCAUUGCCGGACACGCUAAUCUUUGUCCCGAAAGUAUCAGCACAAAGCCCCAGGAACUCGAAGUUCUCCUGUCCACCGUCAAACACGAAAUACUGCACGCCCUCGGAUUCUCCGUCAGUCUCUUUGCAUUUUAUCGUGACGUCAACGGCUAUCCGCUUACCCCCAGAGAGGACAACGGCAAACCGCGACUCAACGAAAAACUGCAAGCUAGACAAUGGAGUGAUAAAGUGAUUAAGACUAUCGUGAGACGUAACUGGACUGUUCACGGCGGGGUGGUUGAUAAAGAAGUGCAAAUGAUGGUGACACCGAGAGUAGUCGAAGAAGUCCGUAAACAUUUUAACUGUUCAUUCCUAGAAGGUGCUGAACUAGAAGAUCAAGGAGAAGAUGGCACUGCUUUAACUCACUGGGAAAAAAGAAUAUUUGAGAACGAAGCAAUGACAGGAACUCACACCCAAAAUCCGGUAUACUCUAGGUUAACCUUAGCACUGAUGGAAGACACGGGCUGGUAUAAGGCCAAUUACUCUCUUGCUCAAGAUCUGAGUUGGGGUAAAAACUUAGGAUGUGACUUCGUUACAAAAAGCUGUAAGCAAUGGAUGGACAUAAAACGCGCUAAAGGGCAAUCGAUUCAUCCGUUUUGUAACAAAGUGAAGAGAGAUCCUUUGGAAACCGAAUGCACUGAUGAUCGGAGUUCGGUUGCCCUGUGUAAUCUAGUCGAACAUGUGCAGCCUUUACCGAAUUUCUAUCAGAAUUUCGAUUCCAUUCCACACGUUACUCCUGGCCGCGAAGCUUAUUAUGGUGGUUCUGUUAGUUUAGCUGAUUAUUGUCCAUAUAUUCAAGAGUUCAUAUGGAGAUCAAAGAGCGUUGUUAUUAGAGGCUCCCACUGUCAGUAUCCGGAAAAUAAUCCCCACCCAGAUAAAAAUUUUGCCUUAGAAGUGUAUGGAGAAAAUUCUAAGUGCUUCGAUCACACAAAUCAGAUGUGGGAGGAACAAACUUGCAAACAAGUCAGACAGUGGCAACAUUGGGGUUCAGGUUGUUACGAGUAUACAUGCCAGAACGGGAGACUUCAUAUUACUGUUUCUAAUCAUACAUAUACUUGCUACUUUCCCGGACAAGAGCUCACAGUCCGAUUAGUAGCCAAUGGAUGGUUACAUAAAGGCGUGAUAGUUUGUCCGGCUUGCGAAGAGCUGUGUGACGAGACUAAGUUCACUAUACCCGGUGAUAAGUGCAAGCUCCCAUCGGAAGUACCUGUAACCGCAACAUACCAUCGUGAUCAGUUAGCUUGUGGUGGUGCUACCGAUACGAAGCCAUCCUUGAUCUUCUAUGUUCUAUUUUUAGCUGUACUGCUACCACUGAUCUCUACGAUAACUAUGUGAAUAUUAUGGUUCCCCUAGUGAAUUUUCGAAUUGUUUUUUACAUGUGUAUGUUUUUUUUUUUAUUGAUUACUCCUACUAUGCUAAGCACUCAUUUGUUUUUUGUGACGAUGAGGAG